UUCACAAACCUCACUUCCCAAUUAACCGCUGGAAAACCCAAAGAGAAAGCAGUGCUAGUGACAUUAUACCUGCAGAAUAUGGAGAAGGCUGUCCUUGCAGCUGCAGUCAGAAAUACAAAAGAAAGACAGAAUGUGGAAGGGCCUUUUAUGGACAUUGAAACACGAAGGGUUGAGAAAUGCAGCCUGAUGAAGACAUUCAGGCUGAAGGCAGGAAACCAGACCAUGGACAUUCUCUGCACCACCAUUCAGAAGGAAAGCUUGGGAGGUGCUGUCGCAUUUAUAUCUUAUGCUUCCAUUGGUUCCAUCAUCAAUGAGAGCUUUGUGUCUGAGGAAAACCUAAUGACGAAGGAAAAGUUGCAUAAUUUCUACCUGAACUCCAAGGUAGUGAGUGGUACAAUGGGAUCCAGAAAGAACACCUCGCUCUCCACGUCCAUUAAUUUCACAUUUCAGCAUGAAAAGAUAAAGAGAGAAAAUGAGCAGCCCCUCUGUGUCUACUGGCAAGGGUCCUCAUGGUCUAAUGAAGGCUGUCAAGUCAUUUCCUCAGAUGAAAAUCAAACUGUUUGCAGCUGCAGCCACCUCUCCAGCUUUGCCAUUCUCAUGGCAUCCACCAAAUUAAAGGUGGAUCCCGUGCUGACCAUGAUCACCUAUGUGGGGUUGAGCCUGUCUCUGCUGUGCCUCUUCCUGGCAGCCCUCACCUUCCUCCUUUGCCGACCCAUCCAGAACGCCAGCACCUCCCUCCACCUGCAGCUCUCCAUCUGCCUCUUCCUGGCCCACCUGCUUUUCCUCUCAGGCAUCAACCGGACAGAACCCAAGGUACUGUGCUCCAUCAUUGCAGGGGUGCUGCACUACCUCUACUUGGCCGCCUUCACCUGGAUGCUCCUUGAAGGGCUACAUCUCUUCCUCAUGGUUAGGAAUCUCAAGGUGGCCAACUACACCAGUGCAGGCAAAUUCAAGAAGAAGUUCAUGUACCCUUUUGGCUAUGGGAUUCCAGCUCUGGUUGUGGCUGUGUCUGCAGUAAUAGGACCCCAAAAUUAUGGAACACACACACACUGCUGGCUCAAGCUCGAUAGAGCGUUCAUCUGGAGUUUCAUGGGACCAGUGGCUGUCAUUAUCUUGAUAAACUUGUUGCUGUACUUCCAAAUUCUGUGGAUUUUGAGAAGCAAGCUUUCCUCCCUCAAUCAUGAAGUUUCUACCAUUCAGGAUACCAGAGUCAUGACACUUAAAGCCAUUGCUCAGCUAUUUAUCCUGGGCUGUUCUUGGGGCCUUGGAUUUUUUACAUUUGAAGAGCUGGGGAAGGUGAUCAGAUUAGUCAUGGCAUACACAUUCACCAUCAUCAAUGUCCUGCAAGGCAUUUUGCUCUUUGUGGUACACUGCCUCCUUAAUCGCCAGGUGCAAAUGGAAUAUAAGAAAUGGUUUAGAGGGAUGUGCAAAUGGGCUGAAACUGAGAGCACUGAGGUAACUCACUCUGGGACCCAAAUCAAAAUGAUGGAACUACGGAUGUCAUCAGGAGUCUUUCCUAGGAGAGACCUUGCUUCUGUGUAA
This is a messenger RNA of Canis lupus familiaris (dog), 1542 nucleotides long. Its product is annotated as putative adhesion G protein-coupled receptor E4P. The record is from RefSeq and is a predicted model, not a curated record. Gene Ontology annotation, molecular function: G protein-coupled receptor activity. Lineage: Eukaryota; Metazoa; Chordata; Mammalia; Carnivora; Canidae. Gene Ontology annotation, biological process: adenylate cyclase-activating G protein-coupled receptor signaling pathway; cell surface receptor signaling pathway. The transcript has 11 exons. Gene Ontology annotation, cellular component: membrane. The coding region runs from base 79 to 1542 and encodes 487 amino acids.